GCUAUUAUGAAUGCGCAUCCGCAGCGUGCCGCAAAAAGCGCGGAUUCUAAAAACAUCAGUGAUAAUGAAAUAAAAUAUCAAUAUAAAUGGUUACUCUUAUCCAUCGGUGCUUGGCCACAAACGACCAUAGUGAAGAAGAUACUUGUGUCAAUACAAAUUGUUAUCAGUGCGAGCUCGGUGGCAGUUGUUAUGAUACCAUGCUUGUUGUACGUGUUGUUUGACGAUGACAGCAUCCAGAUUAGAUUAGGCGCUCUUGUUUCAUUGCUUUUUAGGAUUAUGAGCACAGCAACUUACUGGGUGAUAAUUACGCGCCAAAAAGACAUAUACGAUUGUAUACUACACAUGAGCGCCGAUUGGAAACGAAUUCAAAGAACAACUGAUCGCAAACUAAUGAUUAAAUAUGAUAAGAUUGGCAACUUCUUGGUAAAACUCAGUACGUCAUUUGUGUUUUUUGGUUCGCACGUGUUUAUCAUAGCACGAGCGGCAAAAACCAUAACUUUCACAAUCGGUAACGAAACUUUUAAGACACAUCCAAUGGCAUGUCCGAUAUACAAGAAAAUCAUCGACGUGAGAUUCAGUCCUGCAAACGAGAUUUUCCUGUUUCUGCAGUUUCUUUCGUCACUUGUAUCAAAUUGCAUUAUAGUGGCUUUUUUUAGUAUUGCCGCUGUCUGUGCGAUGCAUGCUUGUGGCCAGUUGCAAGUAUUAUAUACGUGGCUGAAUGAAGUUGUCCAGAAUCAUGAAGAAAACAAUUUAGCACAAGAGAAAAUAGGAGAUAUUGUAGAGCAUCACUUAAGAAUCUUCAGUUUUACAACAAAUUUAGAAAGUAUUAUGAGCCGAACUUGUCUGAUAACUAUAAUGGCAUGCACAUUACAAUUAUGUUUCCUUGGAUAUUACGCUAUUAUGAAUUGGGCUGCAUUUGAUGCUGCAAAAAUGGCAUCAUAUAUUUGCGUAUAUACAUCAAUAUCUUACUGCAUAUUCGUGUAUUGCUACAUCGGUGAAGUAGUGACAGAACAGUGCAAACAAGUUGCGGAGGUAGCAUAUAUGACCGAAUGGUACAAAUUGCCUUAUACAAUAGCACGCAACUAUGUUUUGAUAAUUCUGCGAUCAAAUCAAGCAGUGAAAAUGACUGCGGGGAAGAUGUUACAACUGUCCAUCGCAACUUUUGCCGAUAUAGUCAAAACUUCAGUGGUAUAUUUAAAUUUUUUGCGAACAAUGACUGAAUGAAAUAUAGUAAGUUAAAAAAUAGCAAAAUGCACGUAUAGAAUGUUUUCCAAAUAAAAUAAUUAUUUAAUAAAUAAAAUUACAAUAUAACAGCAAUAAAUUCCUUUCAAAAACACGAUACGGCAUCUCUGAUAAUUUUCCUGAAGUUAAAUAACCAAAGCCCAAUUUUUUCAACAAAGGUUGCACUCACGUUUCUUAUAUUAU
Linepithema humile (Argentine ant) is the source of this 1425-nucleotide messenger RNA. Its product is annotated as odorant receptor 4-like. Lineage: Eukaryota; Metazoa; Arthropoda; Insecta; Hymenoptera; Formicidae. Gene Ontology annotation, biological process: sensory perception of smell; detection of chemical stimulus involved in sensory perception of smell. Gene Ontology annotation, molecular function: olfactory receptor activity; odorant binding. Gene Ontology annotation, cellular component: plasma membrane. The record is from RefSeq and is a predicted model, not a curated record.